UGCAAACCACGUGACCUGUACGUCACGAAAGAAUCCAGGAAGUGAUAAGUGAGUACGUGGCCUUAUCGUCUUGGAUCAUAUACGGAGCAGCACCGCUUCUUUGCAAAAUGGAACUCGAGGCUAUGACCAGAUACACCAGCCCGGUGAACCCGGCUGUGUUCCCGCAUCUCACUGUCGUCCUUCUGGCCAUCGGCAUGUUCUUCACCGCCUGGUUCUUCGUCUACGAGGUGACAUCAACAAAAUACACCAGAGAUGUCUACAAAGAGCUGCUGAUCUCCCUCGUGGCUUCCCUUUUCAUGGGCUUUGGUGUGCUGUUCUUACUACUCUGGGUUGGCAUAUAUGUAUAAAGAUUCAUGUGACUUGACUGACAGCAGUACGACACAUUCCAUUGAAAGAAAGGACAUCACAAACAACAUGGACUCGAUUUAAUUGGACUGCACUGACAUUUUGGCAUCUUAUGGACUCUGGUUCUCUUGUCACUAGUAAAGGGGAUUUGUAUAA
This is a messenger RNA of Gasterosteus aculeatus aculeatus (three-spined stickleback), 501 nucleotides long. RefSeq names its product transmembrane protein 258 (gene tmem258). NCBI's taxonomy places the organism in Eukaryota, Metazoa, Chordata, Actinopteri, Perciformes, Gasterosteidae. Gene Ontology annotation, cellular component: oligosaccharyltransferase complex. The record is from RefSeq and is a predicted model, not a curated record.